Notechis scutatus (mainland tiger snake) is the source of this 4926-nucleotide messenger RNA. It is a transcript of the gene SMCR8, whose product is annotated as SMCR8-C9orf72 complex subunit. Lineage: Eukaryota; Metazoa; Chordata; Lepidosauria; Squamata; Elapidae. The record is from RefSeq and is a predicted model, not a curated record. Gene Ontology annotation, cellular component: guanyl-nucleotide exchange factor complex. Gene Ontology annotation, molecular function: GTPase activator activity.
UGGCCGCCCGGUGGCGGCUGGGGGGCUGAGACAUCGGCGGCGAUUCCGGCGAGCCAGGCCGCGAUCCCCGUUUCCCGGUCAGGAUGAUCGGCGCGCCCGACGUGGUGGCCUUCGCCAAGGAGGAGGCGGCGGCCGAAGAGGCGGCGGCGGCGGCGCGCGAGCCGGGCCUGCCCGAGGAGUACUCGGUGCCGCUGCUGCCCGCGCCAGGCCGCGGCGCCCACCCGUGGUCCCGGCGGGGCGGCUUGGGGGGCGGCUCGGGGGGCUGUCCGCCGCCGUUCCCGCGCGACUUCCUGCUGGUGGCCGAGUUCUCGGAGCAGGUGGGCCCGCAGCCGCUGCUGACGGUGCCGGCCUGGGAGGCUCCAGGGGGCUUCGACCUGAACUACUUCGCGUUGCGCAUCAUGUCAGUGGACUACCAGGCCUGCGCGGCAGGGGCAGCCCCGGGAGGCCCCUACCCACGCCUGCGCUUCGCCCGGGACUCGCAGGUGGUGCUGGGCGACUCCAAGGCGGGUGCCUUCGCCUAUGUGCACCACCUGACACUCUACGACCUGGAGGCACGUGGAUUCGUGCGGCCCUUCUGCCUGGCCUACGUGUCAGCCGACGAGCGCAAGGUCAUGCGCCUCUUCCCGGAGCUCUCAGCCCAGUUCUCGGGCGCCUCCGAGGGCCUGAAGGACGGCAACCGCAGGGCCUUCGCCCGUGAACUGGAGAAGAAGCUGCGCGACCUGGACUAUACCCGGUCCGUGCUGCACCGCGAGACCGAGCUGCAGAAGCGCAGCCUGGCGAAAGGCUGCUACUCCAGCCGAGCCAUCGAGAAGGCCAACGAGCUGGCCAGCGUGGAGAAGGCCAUCAUCGAGCACCGCGACCUGCUCCGGCAGAUCCGAUCCUAUCCACCUGGACGGCGGAAGUGGGCCAGCGGGCCUCCCUCCGAGCCGACUGGAGAGGACGCCCAGCCAGAGUUACCGGUUGAUGAUACGUUGCCACCGCCUUGUCCCCAGGGCUCCUCCUACACCCCGAAGCUCAUCCAGGCCAAAUCCAGCAAGUGCUUUGACAAGAAGCUGAAAACCCUGCAGGAACUCUGCGAGGAGCACUCCUUCAGCCAGACCCUCGACCACUUGCACCGGAUCGAGAAGAUGUUCCGGGGCGACGUUUGCUACCUCAUGAUCAACCGCAUCAGCAGAGCCCUCCUGAAGCAGCAGGCAUUCGCCGGCUUUCUUUUCGAAGAUGUGUCUCUCCUGGAUGAGGAGCAGCAGGAAAAGCCCUUUGAAGUCAGUCCAGGGCAGAACCUGGACCCUCCCAACAUGGCUUGUUUGGAAAGCGGACCAAGUCCUGAGAUACUCAUCGAUCUUGCCUCUUACAAAUCCAGUGUGGAGUCUGUGCCAAUUAAGAUGGAUCCAGAGGUUGAAGACAGGCAAGACCCAGAGGCCUCCCACCCUGUCCCUUAUGACAAUGUCGAACUUCUAGAUGUCGACCUGAAAGGGAGCGUCAGCAGCGGCGAAAGCAUUGAAGUUUUGGGAACGGAGAAAUCGGCCACAACUUCUGUCCACUCCGAAAGUCAGUCAGGCUUGCUACAAGCGCCCCCCAGCCCCCCCGUGGUGAGGGACAAAGCCGCCAGCAGCAGGACCAUCAGUGGGGACAGCAUCGAAGUCCUCAGUACCUGCCCCUCAGAGGCCCUGAUCCCAGACGAUUUUAAAGCAAGCUACCCAAGUGCCAUUAACGAAGAUCCUUACGGUGGCGAAGAAGAGGAGGGCUUCCUGUUCAGCCGUGAGUUAACUCUGGACAGCACCGAAGAGGAGGUGGAAGGCAGCCCUGCACCUGAAGCCCCUCCGGGGGAUGCUUCUUGCUGCAUUGGCAAAGAGAGCCCCAACUUCCUUGAGGGUCAAGCCAAUGUGCCUCCCAGACACAGCGAUGACGACGGUGUGGUCAGCAUCCCCCCACAGCCAUACAGGCCAGGUGACGCAGGGUUUCAGGUGAACUUCACAGACUGCUCCCACGAUGGGGUCCUGGGAGGCCUCCUUGCCUAUGAACUCGAUCCUCAUUACCUCUGUGAUGGCCGAGAAACCAGAAAAAUGAGCCUGGAUAAAUGCUCGGAUUCCACGAGUUACAUGAGCAGCGCGGCGUCCACCAACUCCGACCGGACCCCGUCCCCCGCUGCUCUCGUGGGAGAAAAGCCCAAGAAGGCUGGGCAGAGCGCCUUGCGCUUCAUCCGGCAGUACCCCUUCGCCCACCCUGCUAUCUACUCUCUGCUGAGCGGGAGGACCCUGGUGGUGCUAGGAGAAGACAAGGCCACCGUGGAGAAGCUCAUUGCUGCCCUCUCCAUUUUUGUCCCCAAUUCCGGCGCAUACGCCAAGCCCGUGAAGCACUGGGCUACCUCGCCUUUGCAGAUCACGGACUUUCAGAAGUGGAAGCUGGUGGGGCUCCAGAGGUCAACCUCUCCAGGUGGCCCCAACAUGAUGCAUUCUCUCAGCCGCUACAGCCGCUACAUCAGCGUGCUGGACGCCGACCACAAAACCCUCCGCUGUCCGCAGUACCGAGGGCACCUGAUCCUCCGGCUGGCCGACCACCGCACCCAGAUCAAGCGAGGGAGCACCUACCAAGUGCACGUCCAGACCCUCCUCACCCAGCUCUGCUCCAAGGCCUUCCUCUACGCUUUCUGCCAUCACCUGCACCUCCCCAUCCGAGAGGGGGAGACGGAGGACUCUGUUACCGCGCGGCGGGAGAACUUCUUGAAAGUCCAGCUGGGUCUGGCAAACGAGGACCGCAGAGUGAUCCAGUAUCUGGCCGAGCUUCUGAAAUUGCAGUACAUUCAGGAUCCCAUCUGCGGGGUUAGCCCCGUGCUCAGGUUCGAUUACCUGCCCAGCUCUUUGUACAAAAUUUAGGCGGCCUUCAGAGCCUGCCCUGCCAGUGUCCCUCCUCGCCCCACAUUCGUCUGUGGCCCUUAACAGGCUUCCACCCUUCCAGGACUGUCCCGUGGGAAUCCUGAGAGCGAUAAGAGAUUAAAGUGAGACUCCAGACAUCUGGCACCGCUGCCAGGUUGCUCUCAAAAGGCAAGAGAGCAGCAUUUUGUACAGAGAGGGCAUGAAUGUGGCAGGCAAUCAUGAACUUGAGGAAGCUGGGAUACCGAAUUUGUGAGCAAGUUCUUCCAGUCGGGUCUUUUGCAGAUCGGUGGGAUAUCUGCAGUGCAUCUCAUUUGCAUGUGGGUUAAUAUUCCAACUAAUGUGAAUUAUUAUUUGGGCAAUCGGCAGGAGGCCUUGUUGGUUUUACUCUCCUUUUUCAAGCAGAGGGCAGUGUUCAGAAACCAAACAUAAAGAGUCUGAUUCGUUUCGGGUGUUGAAUUGCAGGUGGGGCGAAAUCUGCAUGGUGUGAUGGGUUGAGCCCCCCCAAUUCAAUUCAAAAGGGAAACUUGCUGUUGCGUUGCACUUCUGAAUGGGGAAGAGGGUGCAGCUCUGAAAACUGUUAAGGAUGUGAAUAUCGGUGCCCCUCGGGUAACAACCUAACAUGGCUUGGUUUUUGGGCAGAGUAGCUCAGUCUGUCAGCUACAUUGUUUGACUUUGAAACACCGCACUGUUUCCCAUAAUAUGACACCUGAGAGUUUUGAACCCCAAAUUGGCUGGGUCAAGUUCUAGUGACCUGGUCAGCGUAAGCAUAGCUGCACCCAGGCCCUUCAAAGGCAACCGUUCUUUUGCUCUAGACAGUGGCUUAGAUCUUGGCUAAGAAAGAAAGCUGCUCCAGCUGCCCUUACUUUGAUGACUAAGGACAUUGUAGAUUGACAUCUUUGUUGCUUGCUCUUGAAAAUAUUCCAGCUCAUGCUGAAAACACGCCAGUUUUUCCUUCUGUAGUAGGUCAGGAUUGCACAAGACCAGGCUUGAGAAAGCUUUUUGGAGCGCACUUCGUUUACUCAUUUGAAAAAGAUUUCCAACACAUCGAUUUCUUGUUCCUCCCAGUGAAAUUUUUGGGGAGGGUUGGUUGUGUUGCCAGUUUCGUUGAUGUCAUCCAUGCUGGCACAGCACCAAAGAAUUACAUUUCAGCAAGACUAGAGAGUAGAUUUGGAAAUAAAAUGUUUAGUUUCUGGGCAUAUUUAAGAAACCCUAAAACUUGUUUGCCCGCAAUCCCCAAGAGUCGGCUGGAAAGUGUCACCUAGUUCUUUAAGCACCAGAGUGUUUGCAGGCAGCGUUUCUCCACCUUGGCCAUUGUCAGAGGUGUGGAUUGCCAGCUGGAGAAUUCUGGGAGUUGAAGUCCACACCUCUGAUAGUGGCCAAGGUCGAGGAACGCUGCUUUAGGAGGGUGCAGCGUGGUAGCUGGGUGGCUCUGCCCGUCCGGGGCCAUUGUGCCUUUUGAGAGCAAUCUGGAGUUGCUAUGUAGUCGCUGCGACUUUAUGUAGACUUUGCUUGAGUUGAUCUGGUGCUGGCUGGCCUGCCUUUGUAGUAUCUGUAGACGUAGCACAGCCCUUCCAGGGGUCCCCCCGAACUUUUCCUCUUAUUGCCAAUUCCUGCACCCCCUUUGUCACUCCCUGCUGACACCGUCACUUUCCAAGCAGCGUCUCUCAUCUCUGCAUGUUUGAUUUUCUAGUUUGGUCCCAGAGCUUUUGCAUCGGUGGCACUUAGGAGGCAGCAGAAACUGGGGCCCCUCAGAGAAACCCAGGCAGCCUUCAUGCAUCCGUGCUAUUAAGUCACAUCCUGAGCAAGAACUGGAUGAAAUAAUACUCAACACCAAGCUACUGUGACUUUAAAAAAAAAGUGUAUAUUUAAAAAAGGAAAUUAUUUAUUUGGGCGCAAAUAUUUUUUGAAAUACAAAUAUAUAUAUAUAUAUAUUGUUGUAUUUUUUAAAGCUUAUAUAACCCAUACAGUUCGUGGUAAAAUUCUUAAUUUUAUUGUGCUUAGUAAAUACUGUCCUGACGGUAUGUUUGGGCUUGUGCAUCUAGUACAGUGAAGG